This is a messenger RNA of Clarias gariepinus (North African catfish), 1891 nucleotides long. It is a transcript of the gene ptgis, whose product is annotated as prostaglandin I2 (prostacyclin) synthase. The transcript is spliced from 10 exons. Gene Ontology annotation, biological process: prostaglandin biosynthetic process. Lineage: Eukaryota; Metazoa; Chordata; Actinopteri; Siluriformes; Clariidae. Bases 92 to 1525 code for a protein of 477 amino acids. The record is from RefSeq and is a predicted model, not a curated record. Gene Ontology annotation, molecular function: heme binding; oxidoreductase activity, acting on paired donors, with incorporation or reduction of molecular oxygen; iron ion binding.
ACAGUCCGCUGUUUAAAUGCAGCCGUAUGCUUGUAUGCAUACAUUCUAACUCUGCUCAAAGAAAACGACACGGUGUGAGGAGACGUACAGGAUGAUUUGGACACUGGUACCGGUGCUAAUCGGAGUCUUGUCCGCAGUGCUUUUACUCUACAAUAGACGCACAAGGAGAAUAAAUGAACCGCCGCUGGAUAAAGGCAGAAUUCCUUGGCUUGGUCAUGCUCUUGAUUUUGGGAAAGAUGCAGCAAAGUUUUUAAAACAGAUGAAAGAUAAGCACGGAGACAUAUUUACAGUGUGUGUGGCUGGUAAUUAUGUGACAGUCCUCUUGGAUUCCAAUUGCUAUGAUGAUGUGCUCAAAGACUCCCAGUCCCUAAGUCUGACUCGUUAUAGUCAACUUUUAAUGGAGAGAAUCUUCAACCUUCAGUUGCCUAAUCAUGACCCAGUCUCUGAGAGAAAAAGAGUGGACAAAUACUUUAGAGACAAUCUGUCUCAACUCUCCACCUCAAUGCAGAACAGCCUUCAAUUCCUCAUGGCAUCAGUAAAUACGCAGAACCCAAAAGACUGGAAAAAAGACAGACUUUUUGACUUCUGUUACAGCUUGCUCUUCAAGGCGGGAUAUAAUACUAUUUUUAGCCCAGAGAGUAAUGACAGUGCUGAAUUCAGUGAGGUUUAUGAAGAGUUUCGGCGAUUUGACAAGGUUUUACCUAAACUGGCACGAACUUCUGCAAAUAAAGAUGAGAUUAAGGUUGCCAGCUUAGCACGAAAGCAGCUGUGGGAACUGUUGCGUACAAACUUUAACACGGCAACAGUGGCCCUGUCAUGGAUUCAGACCUUCUUAAAGCACCUAGAAGAACAGGGCUUGGAUUCUGAGACCCAGCAGCGAGCCAUGCUUCUCCAGCUGUGGGUUACACAGGGUAACGCCGGUCCUGCAGCAUUCUGGUUGCUGGGCUUCUUGCUCACUCACCCAGAGGCUCUAAAAGCAGUGAAAGAGGAGCUGAGCCCCCUACAGCACCUCCCCCUGGACAAAAUAGAGAACACACCAGUGCUUAACAGUGUUCUGAUGGAGACGUUGCGCCUCAGAGCAGCUGCCCUUAUCACCAGAGAUGUGAUGAGGGACAAGACGGUUAAAUUAAGCAACGGCCAAGAUUAUGUUCUACGUCAUGGAGAUCGCCUCUGUAUCUUCCCUUUCAUCAGUCCACAAAUGGAUCCUCAAAUCCAUGAUGAGCCAGAGAAGUUCAAGUUUGACCGCUUCCUUAAUUCUGAUGGAACAGAGAAGAACAUGUUUUAUAAGGAGGGACUACGGAUGAAUUAUGGUACUAUGCCAUGGGGAGCAGGGAGCAAUUUGUGUCCUGGACGUGAUUUUGCAGUUUGUGCUUUAAAAAGGUUUGUGCUUAUGAUUUUGACCCAGUUCGACCUGGAGCUGUUUGAUUCGAAUGCAUGCAUGCCACCAGUGGAUGCCAGCCAUUAUGGGUUUGGGAUGCUUCAACCAGAAGGGGAUUUGGAAAUCCGCUAUAAGUUAAAAAAAUAAUUACAUAAUGUAAAAGUAAAGUUAAUAUAGUUUUAAAAUAAGUGGCUUCAUUGUAUAUAGGCAGCUGCUAUAAUUUGUUCUUAUUGCUUUUUGUACAGAUUUUGCAUACACCUGUAAUUUUUUUUUAAAUAAAACAGGUCAAAAAAUGUAAUAUUUGUACAGUUUUUAAAAUGCUACCCUGCUGACAGUGGUCUGUGCUUUUUGAUAGAUUUUUGUUUUGUGUAAUGAGAGUUGCUGUGUUAACUGUAACUGAGUACAGUUUUCCUAUGCUCUCCUUCAGCAUGCAUUUUUCCAAUGUUUUUCAACUUGAACCCAAAAACCUUUGCCUGAGUAUAUGUUAAAAGCAGCAAUUUAGGGUAAAGUGAG